Molecule: messenger RNA, 5718 nt
Organism: Lingula anatina
Lineage: Eukaryota; Metazoa; Brachiopoda; Lingulata; Lingulida; Lingulidae
Product: sodium- and chloride-dependent taurine transporter
Biological process (GO): amino acid transport; nitrogen compound transport; sodium ion transmembrane transport
Cellular component (GO): plasma membrane
Molecular function (GO): gamma-aminobutyric acid:sodium:chloride symporter activity
Source: RefSeq, a predicted model, not a curated record
AGAGGCUAUUUUUGCAAUCGGACGUAAACCAAAAGACUAAGAAUAGUUUACUUUUCUUUAGAAUGAGAUAUGCGUCAAUACGAGUUCAUCUACAUAGAUCACUACAUGUUACUUGCAUACCCCUCACUUGAAAUUAAGUAUUGGAUUUAAACCGCUCUCAUGAAUAUCGUCAACUAAAGAUAGAUAAUUAUUGUGUAGAAAGCAUAUAGAAAAUGUAAAAAUGACUGUUUUUCAGUCACACAAUUAUGGUAUUUCAGGUGGGAAGUCGUUGUAUUCAUGCUUUCACAGUUCUUAAAAUGCCCGGUAAUAAAUCGAGUGGAAUACAGGGGAUAGCCACAGGAAAUCCUGUGUUGAAGCAAUUUUAUCAUUUUCAUUUUCAUUAUUAUUAUUAUUAUUAUUAUUAUUAUUAUUAUUAUUGAACAGCGAUGAACUGUGUUCCGGAAUCAACAGAUGCUGUUCACUGUUAUUUUGUAGUCACAACACAGCACAGCACUCUCGAGCUCCUCAUCGGAAAAUCAAAUCUAUUCUCUGCUUAAUACCGACUCUAAUCAUCGCCACCUUCAUCAAAAUUUGGAAUUUCAUGUCAAGAAAGUAUAGUUACGUAUACUGAAUACACACAGUGCUAGCGCUUCACUAAGUUUAUUACUCAGUCUAUUGUCGUCGUUAGCGUGCCUGCACCGUGUAAAUAACUUAUAAUGUUUGCUAAUAGUGGCUUGUUUUGUUAUAAAGAUCAUGAAGAGCAUGAGAAAUUUCGCCCCCAUUCUGUAAAUUGAGGUUUUCAGACAUCAUCGAAACAUAGGUGUGACAUAAACAGAGACAUGAACAUAUUCAGAUUGUGAUUUUUCUUUUGUUUUCUUAUCAUUCAUUCACUUCUUCUUUCUGUCCUUUCAAGGGGUGGUAGAUCUCCCGUGAAACGCAGAUUACCUGUCUGAUUACAUACAAACUAUUAAGCUUCAUCCAAGUAUUUUCUGUACAAAUUUCGCCUAAAUCAAACCUAGCAUCAUUAAUGACAUCAGAGAGCCGUUGAACAUACGCCGUACUCUACCCUUAACUUAAACCUCCGCCAAGGAAGAAACCAAUCAUUUUUCACAAAAUAUUAGAAGACCUUGAUUCAGUUGAAUUGUAACCUCUACUUUCCCUCUUGAAUGAUUCUUUAUCUUAUUAAAUAAUAUCAAACAUUACCAAAUAUGUGAAAAACUUUUUGAUUCUUGAUCACUAAAAACCAACGAAAACUGCUUCAGUUGUUGGGGGUAAAUAUAUGAACACUGCAUGUCCAAAAAUUGACAAAAUUAAUUUUUCAAACGACAACAAGCUUCGCAAGAACUACCAUUUUGGCUGGAAAAACUUUCUGUUCUUAGUCAAAUUUUGAUCUGUUUCUUUUGUCAUUUAGGCAAAAAGGUCCACAUUUCCUAAAAAAAGACCUCUCUUCCUUUAAAAUCGCUGGCUAGCUGCGGGACUUAGACUGAGACUCUUUUAAGUUAUUGCUUGGUUUCUCUUCCGUGAAAAACACGAAAAUCGAAUAUUUAUCAAUCAUAGAUACUGACACCAAACAAAUACCAACUAAAGUGAUUUUAAGGCGUGAAAACGGCUUGAGGAGUACCUUCAUUGUCAGAAUUUGAAGAGGGAAAAAUUACCAUUUAAAGACAUUGCCUACUUUAGAUAUAUUUAUGUUUUGCAGGGUUUGUGGGUCUUUUAUGAGAUAUGAAAAGAAUAAUUGUAAAUCGAGACAGGAAGAGGGGAAACAACAGUAUGCCUUCCCGUUGAAUGUAUACCGUAUACAAAUGUCCUUUUAAAAUGAAAUCUGAUAAAAGUAUUUUUUUCAUAAUCGGUUAUUCUUAACAUGCUAUAAAGAUACGCGUGCAAUCAGAAGCACGAGAAGGUAUAGGCCCUAUUGAGGACAAGCUCGACUCUCCAUGUUUCUCUUGUCACCUCCUCCUUGACUUAUGGCUACCUACUCUGGUAUAAUACAAAGUGCCGCUUACAAACCAGAGUCAAGAUUACGGCGAAAAUUACCUGUCACGUAGAACUUUCAUUUGAACAAAAAAAAAUUAGCAAAUAUACGCGUUGAUUUCAGCGUUCGGUGAUUAUUCACCCUGUCGCAGGCGGGACACAGUUGUGAAUCGAUAAAAAACUUGCAGAAUUUCCAGAUUUAGUUUGAAAUGCGCCCUCAUAUACAGCCACUAUGACUAAACCUCUUAUGACAAGUUUGUUCUGAGGUCUCGAGCUACAGAAUUUUUCCAUCACGCAGUGCAAUCCUAAAUAUUACGUACUUACCUUGCUGUAUAUGUUGACGUCCAUUGUUCAGUACACAAAUCCCAACUCACUGCUGAGCAUUUCUUCAAACAUCUUCAGUGUUUGCACUUUAGGAGUUUGUUGAAUUUUGGAAAGAACACAUUUCAGGAUUUGUGAUUUUAAGUGUUCAUCUCAGUAAGAUUUAGUUUAAACAAGUCAGAACGGAGACAGUUAGUGAAAUUCGAAGGGCUGGACACGGCAAAUACUAAGUGCGUAGUGUGUGUGUGUAUUGCCGUAGAAUAGAAAGACAACGGUGACUACCAUCAUGGCGACGAAUGGUUUUAAAUCUCCAGCCGUUUUCAAACCGGAUACAGGAGAAAUGGACGGCGUAGAGAAAAACCAGAUCGAAAAGAAAGAGAAAGCAGCAGACGAGGUGGACGAUGGUGGACCCCCCAUGCAGAAACGUGAAACCUGGGACAGACCAAUAGACUUCUUGCUCGCCUGCAUCGGAUUCUCUGUGGGACUGGGGAAUGUAUGGAGGUUUCCAUAUCUGUGCUACAAAAACGGUGGAGGGGCGUUCCUGAUCCCCUACCUGGUGGGGGUGGUGACAGGGGCGGUGCCUUUGUUCUACCUGGAGGUGGCCGUGGGGCAGUUUAUGACAGAGAGCGGUCUGAGAGCCUGGAAGAUCUGCCCCCUCUUCAUGGGAAUUGGCUGGGCCACUACUGUGAUCGUGUUCUUCCUGGACUGUUAUUAUAACGUCAUCCUGGCCUGGGCAUUCUACUACCUGUUUGCUUCUUUCACGUCCGAGCUUCCUUGGGUCACGUGCGGGAACUGGUGGAAUACGGACAAGUGCUCCGCCACCUUCAGUUUUAGUCCAAAAGGGAACGGGACGACAGCUAAUGUCACAGAGAUGAUUGCCAUAACAACCCAGGCCCCAGUUAAUAUGUCACUAGGCAACAUGACCAACGUGACCAAAGACCUGUCCAUAGAUUCCGUCACGGAAUACUGGGAACACCGUGUGCUCGGAAUCUCCAGUGGUAUUGACGACAUGGGAACCAUUAAGUGGGAUUUGGCGCUGUGUUUGUUGUUGGCCUGGAUAGUGGUCUAUGUCUGUAUCUGUAAGGGAAUUCGUACAUCAGGAAAGGUUAUGUACGUCACAGCCACGUCACCAUACAUCUUUAUGACGAUCUUGCUGGUCCGUGGGUGUACCUUGCCUGGCGCCGUGGAUGGCAUCAUUUACUAUCUCAAGCCGGACUUCGCUAAACUUGCCAACAUACAGGUAUGGGUGGAUGCGGGAACACAGAUAUUCUUCUCCUACUCCAUCGCUCUGGGUGUUCUGACAGCACUGGGCAGUUACAACGACUUCCACAGAAACUCUUACAGGGACUGCAUCAUCUUUGCCUCAGUGAACAGUGGAACCAGUAUCUUUGCCGGCUUUGUCAUCUUCAGUACCUUGGGCUAUAUGUCGUACAAACAAGGCAUACCAGUGAGCGAGGUGGCCGAGUCAGGUCCGGGUUUGGCCUUCAUUGCCUACCCCACAGCACUGGCUGAAAUGCCGGUGGCUCCCCUGUGGUCAGUGUUCUUCUUUAUCAUGGUCAUCCUGUUGGGACUGGACAGCCAGUUUGUGGGCGUGGAAGGCCUGAUAGCGGCGUUUGUGGACGAGUUUGCCAGCACUCUACGCCGUGGCUACAGGAGAGAGAUCUUCAUUGGCAUCAUGUGCUUCAUUAUGUUCCUAGUCGGCUUAAGCAUGGUGACAAAUGGAGGAAUGUAUGUAUUCCAGCUGUUUGAUUACUACACCGGGAGCAGAAUUAUUUUGUUCGUGGCGUUCUUCGAGUGUAUUGCGGUAGCCUAUCUUUACGGGAUAAACCGCUUCUACGACAAUCUUCAGAUGAUGCUAGGGUUCCGGCCCAAUCCUUACAUGAAGUGGUGUUGGUUGGUAGUAUCGCCCAUAUUUUGCAUUGCCGUGUUUAUAAUGAGCGCCAUCAACUACUCUGAGUUGACCUAUGACCGCCCUGCAGGCAAGUACAUAUACCCAGACUGGGCCGUAGGUAUCGGAUGGGCCUUGGCUUGUUGCUCAGCGAUAUGGAUCCCUCUGGUGGCCGUUUACAAAGCCUUCCAAUAUGCAAACUGCAGAAGGGCCUGUCACCGUCUUAUAGAACCCGAGGACCUCAAAGAGCACCAGUUACGGCCCCAAGACAAGAGAGAUGACAUGCAGGACUUUGAGAAUCGUGCUUACGAGCCAGAUUCUUUUAACAAAUUAUAGGCCAAGAUAUUCCAUAUAUAUAUAUAGACUUAACAAUGUUGUCAUUUAGGUUCUUUGUUUUGUUUUCCAUUUGUUAAUUUGUACAGCACAAAAUUAUAUGUAUACCAUGUAGGUAGUGGUUUCUGUUAUAGUUAGGUUGGUAGGUAUACCGCGUUGAUAAUAGACAACUGCUGUCAUAUCCAGAUUUUCAGCCAUAUAAAGUUUUGUCGCACAUUGUAUACCUGUCAGUCUGGAGCUCGAGCAGGUAAAUUGGGAACCAUGAAGCAUUAUUAGUACAACUUGGAAGCGACAGUGUAUAUACUUUUCUAAUACUUUUAUACAUCAUUGAUUUAUACUAUCAUAGUCAAAUUAUAAAAUAUCAUAGUCAAUGAAUUUUAUGCAUUCACUAUAUAAAUAGGAUGUCAUAGAAAACAUUCCAAAAAGUAGAUUAAUAGUUUGCUAUACGUGUUUUAAGAUGUCCCGAAGUCAGGGACAGGUCAAGCAGUUAUAUGUGAAUAGGGGAUUUUUUUCUCUAGGACAACUGGAUUUGGCGCGAAAAUCCUGCAAAGGUCACCUGAAACAUUAAAGACAAUUAAGCACCACAAAGAAAUACGUGUAUAUGCUCUUUUAUUAAUAUUUUUAUAUCAGUGAAUUAAUCUAUUUGUAAUUGUGAUAUAAAUGGUCUUUCAUAAGCAUCUUCUUUUCAGAUAUACUACUUAUAAUCAAAUCAAUAAGAUUACUUCAUUUUAUGCUAAUUGAUAUAUUUGAUGUUGGUAAAUGUCAAAAUCACACAAAUUAAGGAACUUUUGGUCAAAACCAGAGUGCCAGUGUUAUCAGUGCGUCCACCCAUUGCUGGUCUUGUGUAUUAUAUGACGGUCCGUGUCGAAGUCUUUCAGAUCGUAAGAGAAAAUGAUAAAAUAUUUGAGCAAAAUUUGGCCAAUAUACUUUUAAUUAUUUUGUCGUUUAAAAGGAAAAAGCAUUUUUGCGUUCUUCGCCCUUCAUACACGGACCAUCAUUGGCGUUACAAACACAAGAGAAUCGAGUGAAUAUAAAGGAAGCAAGAUACCUUCAGAUGCUGGGUUCUAUACACUGUACCACAUAUCGUACCAUAUUAUUGUACCACACAGGUCGGUGAAUCUAAAUCUUGUCAUCUUUUUAUUUUACAAUACGCGAGGCCAGUGAAUGUUGUAAUGAAUAUGGCUGUGCUCAAUUAAUAGGAAGAAAUAAAAAACUAUUAAAACCAA